Molecule: messenger RNA, 794 nt
Organism: Megalopta genalis
Lineage: Eukaryota; Metazoa; Arthropoda; Insecta; Hymenoptera; Halictidae
Source: RefSeq, a predicted model, not a curated record
CCAAGCGAACCACGACAGCGGGCAAGUUCUGAUUGCUGAUAAGAUCUGGACACGUUUUGACGUGUGUUAUGCUCGGUGCCGGUGCAUUUUCCGCCCGAUCGACCUGUUAACGAGCCAGGAGCAGCUACCGGGAUCGAGAUGGUGCGAAAGUCGAUCCUCGUGUACGAUCUCUUGAGGACGGAGCAGCCGCCGCAAGGAUUCUCCGAGCGGGAAAUCAUCGAGCAGAUCAGCGGCAGGCACGACAUUACGGUGGGCAAAGGACUUCGGAGGCAGGUGGCUGUCGCCCUUCGCCGAGGACUCGAUUUUGGGAUCCUAGCCAAGAAGAACAACAGAUUUAGAUUCGAUCCGGACAAUGCGAAUGUGACCAGCGCGAAGCGCAAAGUUACGACAAGAAAAUCACGAUCGAAGAAGAAGAAGAACGGAAAGAAGAAGAGAACAACGAAGACGAGUCGCCGGUCGAGCAGCGUACGGAACAAAAAUCGGAAACAGGGUAAAUCGGUACCGCAGCCGAUGCUACCGAAGUCAUGGCUGCCCAAUAGAAGGAACAUUAUGCACGAACCUCUGCCCAGAGUCAAGAAGAUCUAACUCGACGCACUCUGUCCCCUUGACAAUUUUUUACUUGUUUACUUGUUUUUGUAACCCGAUGUAUUUUUCCCCUAAAUUUUAAUAUACUCGCAUAACGGUUUGUUAUGAGAAUUUGUGUUAAUCGACUUUCGAAAUUGUGCGGCGAUCAUUUUAUUAUCAUUUUAUUUUAUAAUAAUAAUUUUUUAAAUAAUAAAUAUUUUAUAAUUUUA